CAUACACUCGACAGAAAGAUAUUGUUGAAAUCUGCAAAUGAAGUAGAAAAGGUCACACAGGGAUGUGUUUUUCAUUUUAUUUUGAAUCUCCACCGUUACUAAAAUCAAAAUGACUGUGAUUUCUGAAAACGAAAAUGUAACACAUGAUUCGUAUGAUCACAAAAUGGAAACUUCUGUUAUUAUAUCGGGGAAUAAAACAAGGAGGUUUUCAUCAAAUCAACCUGUUUCUGCAGACGGUAUUACCGCAGACGGUAAUAUAGGAGAUAACCAGUAUUUUCAAAAGAUGCCUACGUCACCAUUACGUGGUUUUGUAAUUAUGACAGCGUGUAUGUAUAUCACAAUGUCAGGUUUUGGAAUGAUGUCUGCUUUAGGAGUUGUUUAUGUGGAGUUGAUAUCAGCGUUCCAGUGUCUACGAUCAGAGGCAGCACUUGUUCAAAGUUUGUAUGUGGGUAUAAUGUUAGGUGGCGCAGUUCUUUUCACGAAAAUCGUCAGAAAGUAUGAUACUGGGGCAUGUAUUAUGAUCACAUCAGCGUUUGGAGGUAUUGCAUGUGCUUGUGGGAGUUUGGCAUGUGAUAUUGGUACAGUUAUCGCUCUUCUUGGAGUUGCCAUGGGUCUGUUCACAAGCGUUAACAUACUUGCGGCAUACUCUGUUAUAAAUUGGACAUUUAUAGACAACAGAAAAUUUGCUCUUAGUAUUCUGACUUUCGGUUCAGCAAUUGGACAAACUGUCUAUCCUUUUAUCACUAGUGCUUUGAUAGAAUCAUACUCGUGGAACGGAUGUUUACUAAUUCUGAGUGCGUUUGCAUAUUUGAAUGGAAUACCGUGUGGGCUUGUUAUGUAUUAUUCCAAAACACAUUUUCGUAAAUCAGAUGGAAGAGGUGGAAACGAGUCUUUUAUGAGUUUUUUGACAGACGGUGCAUUCAUGGUUUGGAUACUAGCGUCAUUUGUACUGGUACUAUUAGGUCCUGUUGAGCAAUGGUUCGUUGUAGACGUCACUGUUCUUAAAGGCUUUGCAGCUCAGUCAGGAGUGACUUUACUAUCACUUAACGGAAUAUUUGGAUUUCUAGGCAGAAUCAUAUGUACAGUUAUUUUGAAAUUUUACCCAAACACUCGCCCGGAAUUACAUAUCUGCUAUGCGUUCAUGUUUUUAGCAGUGGCUCAUGUAAGUGUGGUGGCAUCACCUGUAUAUUGGGGCAUGGUUUUAGCUAUGGUUGUUCGGGGUUUCUCAUCGAGCGUGAUAUUUUCAUUUUCACCAUCUUUACUACUCGAUCUCCGAGGUCCGGAACAAUAUCCUAAGACAUUUGCUAUUGAACACAUGGUCAUGGGUAUAGCAAGUGUAAUAGGGGGAUAUCUAGGUGGGUUCAGCGUGGACGUAACAGGAUCCUAUAACUUGAUAUUUUACAUAGCAGCAGUGGGAAUGGUCCUUGGUGGAGUAAAUUCAAUAAUUAUAUUUGCUAUUUUAAAAAUGAGAAAACGUCUUAAAUGCAAGUACCAAAGUUUGUAGUAAUCUUGAUCAUUUACAGACUCUUUGAUUAAGUAUUAACGAAACUGACAGAAAAACAAACAAACACACAGAAAAGACCGAAACAUGUAUCCACUCUUGAUCUAUCUAUCCAAGUGCAUAAAAAGGACUGCUCAUUAAUCAAAAGUAUUAAAUACAUACCAAAAGAGGUGCAGCUGUGCAUUGCAUAAAAAUGCUAGAAUCUUCACAUAUGUUCCUGUUAAUGUGUUGUGGGUUUAUAAGAUAUUUUAAUGGGAUCGGUCAUUUUAAAUAACUCUGAAUAUUUGUUGCAUUAUCACAAUCAAGUUUUUGUUGUAUUUAGUGUUCAUUAUCAUUUAGUACAACAGGGGAUGGUGCAUACGAUGUAUACAUUGAUGGGCCUAAAAUGUUUGUAUGAUUCUUGCUUGGUACAGUCUUGCAAGUAAGAAUACUUGUAUGUUCACAUAGAAAAAAAUCAUCAUCAUUGUCAUAGAUAAACAAGUCCGAAUCAUAAAGUGCAAAUCGCUUUAUCCGUUUAAAUACUAUAUGACAAAUUUAUGGAAAUAUAAAUGCAAAAUGAAAAACAAAGAUAACAGUAAGGUUUAUUCAUGUGAAGUAUAAGUUUAUAUAGAGAAAAAACAACAACAGCUAGAUCUCUUUAUCGAAUACAAUCAUAUUAUGUCUAGAAAGUUGUGGUCUAGAGGUUACAGUAUCUGUCACUCUAAGGUUCCAUGCCCGAAAUUCAGUAACAAGCAUGUUUAACCUUAAAGUGACAUUAUGCUCAUUCAAGGGUAUACAGGGAGUGAGCAGGUGAAAAUCAAAAUAAGUUUUUAUAUAACCAUAAUUCCUUUUAAUUUAAUAAUUUACUUAUAUAAACAAUAAAUAACCCUCGGAUUGAAACGGAAUUUCUGUAAAUUUCAACUAGAACUUACCUGAAACGUUCAGUUAUAAAAAGAGUCUUUUUAUAUUUUAGGCAGAUUUUUAAUUUUAUCAUAAACAUUUUCCAAAAUAAACUGUUGGUCAAACACUAUUUUUACAGUCAAUCUUUUGAAAUAAAAAGUCAAUUCAGCUCAACCUGACUAUGAAAAUAUGAGCAUAAUGUCACUUUAAACAUGCUGCCACCAAUGCCACCAGAGCAAUCUAGGUCAGCCGGUACAUUUGUGCCAUCCGAACAUGGUCCACACUGUUCGCUAUUCAGGCAGCACAUACUUUUGAAUUUUUCUUUAAAAAUGAUUUUGUUACACCAGUAUUUGCUUGUUUGGCAGCAGACUGAUAAAAAGUUAAAAUACAUUUAAUUUUUCACCUCACUGUCGCUAAAUAAAUAACAAUUAUUCAAUUAAUAAGAUAAAAAUAACGUGUAUGGUAAUGAUACUCGUACCAUGAUUGGAGAAUAAAUCACAACAUUUGAA
Molecule: messenger RNA, 2889 nt
Organism: Ruditapes philippinarum (Manila clam)
Lineage: Eukaryota; Metazoa; Mollusca; Bivalvia; Venerida; Veneridae
Product: monocarboxylate transporter 12-B-like
Exons: 2
Coding region: 110-1504 (464 amino acids)
Biological process (GO): transmembrane transport
Molecular function (GO): monocarboxylic acid transmembrane transporter activity
Source: RefSeq, a predicted model, not a curated record